CCGCCUGAGAUAAUGGGGGAGGAGGAACCCCCAGCUAUCUGAUUGGUUCUCCUCCUAGGCAACAUUUGAUCGACUUUCUGGUUUGACAACAUUCUUGGUAUUUUACCACGGAUAGCGGACUGCUGGGAUUAAUCAAGCGAUCGUCACAUUACCUGGAUGUAAGCGGAUACACCUGUACACCUGUAGACUACAAUUCUGCAUCCUGGCCAGAGUUAAACGAUCGUCCAACCUGGAAGACGAACCGCUUUGCUCAAUUACAGGAGAAUGAACACGUUCCUCGUUGUUUUGGUGGCAACAGGUCUGAGGUCAUGCCUCUCUCAAGUGUGUGGCCGAGGCCCCCCGGAGAACCGCAUCGUGGGAGGAAGUGAUGCGGAGGAGGGGGCGUGGCCGUGGCAGGUGGACAUCCAGCAGGGGGCCAACGGACACGUAUGUGGGGGCUCGCUCAUCGCCGCCGACUGGGUGCUCUCGGCCGCCCACUGCUUCCCAACUCCGUCGGACGUGUCGGAGUACCGGCUGUACGUGGGCCGGUACCAGCUCAACGGCUUCAACCAGUUCGAGACGGUGCGGCGGGUGUCGCGCGUGCUGGUGGCGUCGGGCUACGAGAGCCCCGAGAGGGGCAGCGACCUGGCCCUGGUGCAGCUGGACGGGCCGGUGGAGUGGAGCGAGUACGUGAGGCCCGUGUGCCUGCCGGACACCGGGGUGCGCUUCCCCGGGGGCCGCCCCUGCUACGUCACCGGCUGGGGCCACAUCCGGCAAGGAGUUAGUCUGCCGGGGGUUGGGACUCUGCAGGAAGUGAUGGUGCCAAUUAUAGAUCAGACUUCCUGCCGCACGAUGUUCAGCGUAGACGCUGAUGGCACCGACGUCGUGGACAUCCUAUCGGACAUGAUCUGCGCUGGCUACCAGGAGGGCGGCAAGGACUCCUGUCAGGGGGACUCGGGAGGUCCGCUGGUCUGUCCCAUGGGCAACGACACCUGGAUCCAGGCGGGGGUGGUGAGCUUCGGCCUGGGCUGCGCCGAGCCCAACCGCCCCGGCGUCUACGCCAAGGUGUCCGCGUUCGCCGACUUCAUCCGGGCCACCGUCCCGGAGGUCCAGUUGAUCGCCGCGGGCUGGAGGAGCACCGCGGCGCUGGCUCUGGUCCUCGCUCCCAGCCUGGCCUGCCUGCUGCUGAGCUGAGCUGAGCUGAGCCGAGCCGCAGAGAAGAGGUCGGGCUUGGUUUAACUCAAAGCUCUGCGUUGUACCGGAUCACUACUACCUCCGAGGAUGUUUUUUAUGUCGUUUUUUAUAAAGAGGAAAUCGUUAACGAGUAAUCAUGUGUUGAAGGAAUCGAGGAACGUGAAUGUGGUGAAGGCACGUUAAAGGUCCUACCUUCUCUUUUGUCCUGGCCCAGGGCAAAGGGAAGUGUGCCCCCUGGUGGGUCGAUGUGUUUAGCAGUGGGAAAUGGCAUGUUAUACCUAGUACAGCUAUGGUUGGGGCUUGUGCAAGGUAAGCUAAAUUGUACAUACUAACACAUUAAGCUAGUUCAGCAUUUGUGCAAAGUCAGCGUGUCCCACAGAACUGAACUGUGACUGCCAUGACCGUAUGUGUACAGUAUCAACUACGCUCUGAGCUGCCAGGUGUUAACAUGUGUACAUCCCACACUACUUUUAUUAAGCUUUAGACCACAUCUACUGGGGCAUUGCAGUUGAACGUAUAAGAGGAGUCGGUGCAUAUCAUGAUUUAGUGUAAAAUCUUUUCUUAGAUGAGACUUGUGGUGGAACUGAAGUGGCUGAGGUUUAUAGUGGUCGUAAAUUACGUUUGAUUUCCAAACAUUUCAUUUUUAUUUACUCCAAUUGUAUCGCCCAAUUUGGAGAAUACUUAUAUAUAUGUUCAAACUUUUUUUCAGGUUAAUAAUUUUGAUAGAGGUUCAUUCAUGACAAUGUGUUUGCAUUAUUAUGUGCUGUUGUAUUUUGGUAUUGGGUGGAUUUGUAGGCAGUUGGGCUAAACUGAAGAUUGACACCACAUGCAACACUUAAUCUCAGAGACGGUGGGUGAAGCUUUAUUAUUGCUCCCAUGAUUGACAGACUAACUACUGACUCAAAUGGCCGCAGAUAUGCAGCAAGCUUUAAUAGCACUCCUAAAAAAAGGAUAUUAUUGAUCGGUUAUCAGGACCAAAACCAGUGAUUUAUAUUUCUUUCUUUUUUUUCCACAUUUGUGAUUUAUGGUCCUAUAGACAAAUAUGCACUAUAUUCUCUCUAACCUUGUUUCACCAAAUUUGCUAGCAUUUUAUAUCAUGUGGUCAUAUUUUGUAUGUUGAGUGAUUUUUAUUUUAUUUGUAUAUGCAUUUCAUUGAAUAUGUAGCAGCCUUUGCAGAUGCUGUGAAAAAAAAUAGAUUUUGGCGACAACUGAGUUUUGAGUAACAGGACUGCCAUCCAGGGAGGACUGUCCACUUGCCAGAUGAAUGGACAAUGAUAUAGAAAUACUUUUUAUUUCAUUUAUAUCCCUUUGUGCCAUGCAGGUGCCUUUUUAAUAAACAAUAUUAAACAUG
Molecule: messenger RNA, 2524 nt
Organism: Gadus morhua (Atlantic cod)
Lineage: Eukaryota; Metazoa; Chordata; Actinopteri; Gadiformes; Gadidae
Product: serine protease 33
Exons: 7
Coding region: 265-1173 (302 amino acids)
Biological process (GO): proteolysis
Molecular function (GO): serine-type endopeptidase activity
Source: RefSeq, a predicted model, not a curated record